UUGAUCUGUUUGAGAGAAUGCAAGAGUUCGCCAAGCCGGAUUCUGUGACAUUCUCUUCAGUUCUAUCGGUCUGCUGCCACGCUGGUUUGGUCGACAAGGGGCGGCUAGUGCCGGCUCCCAUAGCAAAAGUUAUAGAGUUCAGAAGAGGAAGCUCGGCCGCCACCUUGCAUUUAUCGCACAGAAAGUCAUCAGCAAGAGUUCCUGUGACACUGAGCUCCCACAAACCAAUGGUGAUCCUAAGCUCAUCAAAUAUGGUAUCAGGUUUGGCUGCCAAGCUCACAUUUUCUCUAUCAAGGACUAAAACUUGUGGGAUUUGUUUCAGGCGUCGUCGAGCUGUGGAAGCCAGCUCCAGAGCUGUAUCAAGCAGUGGAUGGUCAUUGCUUUCUGCACAACUCAUCUGGUCCCUUGCGGCAUCGAGAGCGGCCAAGAGAAGCCUCUCGCAAGAUGGAGCAUCCCAGACUGAGUAAGAGACGAGAGUACCUUAUGUGUGGAUUGGACAGCAUCGUCGGCUCCCUGCUCGAGUGCCGUUACAGGAAACCUCGAGUGGAACUUGCAGUGAGCUCCAUGAGCCUUGUCAACUUUGAUCAGGAUACCAUGCUGUGACACACCUUUGCAAUCUCGUCCACUGGGCUACACACGCCAAAGUAAGUUGGCAAGACAAUCAGAACAGCUCCAAUUCCUACGUCUUUUCUUUUCUGCAGAUCCAAGAUGGCCAACUCGAUGCUCUCGGCAGAGACACCGUGAGAAAUCUCCCAGAGCUCGUCAUAACAAGGAAGAACAUAGUGAGGCAUUACUCCAAGAACCAUGGCAGAGAAUGCCGAGACGUGGGAACCACGAGUACCCUGCUCCGAAAAGCUUGGCAGCCAUUUGCUGCGCUUCUUGUGGCGAGUGCAAGUUAUCUAGGCCUGGCAUCUCCGGGAGAUGAAACUGGAAGAGUUGAGCUCCGAGAAACUUGGAAAAUCGAAGGGGUGGCUUGGGAAGUGAAACUCAGCGGCACGCUCCUCGCCAGUUCUCUUGAGAGCUUCAAGCAAAGGAGCUGAGUUCAUCGGCAUAGCUGAUCUUCAAUUCAUAAUAUUUAUGCCCUUUCCUAUUCU
Selaginella moellendorffii is the source of this 1094-nucleotide messenger RNA. RefSeq lists its product as uncharacterized. NCBI's taxonomy places the organism in Eukaryota, Viridiplantae, Streptophyta, Lycopodiopsida, Selaginellales, Selaginellaceae. The coding region runs from base 18 to 467 and encodes 149 amino acids. The transcript is spliced from 2 exons. The record is from RefSeq and is a predicted model, not a curated record.